Messenger RNA from Eimeria tenella, 2094 nucleotides. RefSeq lists its product as uncharacterized. Bases 1 to 2094 code for a protein of 697 amino acids. The record is from RefSeq and is a predicted model, not a curated record. Lineage: Eukaryota; Apicomplexa; Conoidasida; Eucoccidiorida; Eimeriidae. The transcript has a single exon.
AUGAACCCACAAGCACAGUUCCUCCACGACCAGGCGUUCUCUGGCUGCAAAGACCAGCAGACGGGGACCGAUUCUUAUUCACAGCAGAGCCGUGAUUUCACUCCUGAUGAUGGACACACCCUUGUCCAGAGCUUGUCCAAAACGAAACCGUUUUCAGCCUCUCGGCCUCGUCUCCUCCUCGUAGCAUUCACCUCCGUAGCAGCAGCAUACAUCCUGCUUAUUUGUUUCCAUUUCAUAAAAGUUGGACAGCUCUUGGCUCCGCAGAGCCGAUACCUCGCAGAUCGCUACGAUGGAUCAUGUGAUUGGGGCAAUGCUGCAGAACCCAGUGGCAACGGCGAUGACAGAACAACUGGAGGAACCCAAGAACAGCGAGCGCAGGAGCUGACGAAUGAAGGCUUGCUUUCGCCGCAUGAUCAUAUCCGUGGAGUGCACGAGUCCGUCACAAGUCUUCAAGGAGUAGGCGUUGUAGCGUCAAUUGGAGAGGAGACAUCGGGGACCGAUUUGGGACAGUGGGCACAGGAGCGCCAGCAGUUUGGUGUGAAAGAAUGGGCAAACCGCAACUUACCUGAGCCAGUAAAGGAGCGUUUGACGGGAAUCUUCUCACGAAUGGUGAGAGCGUCAAAGCUGUGCAGGUCAUUGCUACCAAUGCUAACGCUCACACAACGCCUGCACGUGACGUAUUUUGUGAUGCGGCUAAUGUCACUGGAUUUGGGAGCCCUUUCGUUAGUGAGGGAAGACAUGGAGCCUGCAAGGCAAAGCGUGGGGGACUCUCUCAUCACUUUGGGUCUUGAGUGUCUUCGCGGCGGCGGGGUUGAUGUACAACAUGAAAAUCUUCGCACCUCGAUUCGCCAACUGAUAAGCUUAAUUGAAAAGGUCAAACUGCCGCGACGAGUAUUCACGGAAUAUAAUGCUGCGAAGUAUAGGAAGAAGAUGAUGACCAUGUUGCCUACUUCUGGUUUGGUGCUGAAGAAUUGUUUAGGCGUUUUGGAGGGUUUACUUCAAUUCAAUCGCGGAGACUCACAAAAGCUGCCAGAGGCCGUGGUUGAGCAGCAGUUUUGUGUUCUAAAGGCACUCUACAAAGUACAUGCUGAGCAUAUCAGCAACGACGACUGUACAUCUAAGCACAUCCUAAAGUGCCAGGAACAAACUGGCACGCAUGCGCUUCUCGAUUACCAGCAAGUAGGGACGGAUAAAUCGCAUAUUCCGAAAUUGAGCGAUUUGCAAGAGCGGAUAAAAGAAGCAGUCAGAGGCGCCGGCGGUCUUCUACCACUGCAACAGCCAAGUGCGCAACGCCAUCACACUAAUGGCAGGAUGUUCUUUGGAGAUAGUCAACUAAGAGAGACUUACGUUGAAGCACUCUAUGGACAAUGGCGGCACCACAUGCUGCAAGGAAGCUCUGCGGCAGCGGAACAGCAAGCACUUCACUUCGCAGCUUUAUCAGUGAGCGAAAACGUCUACAGAGGUGCGUCUUUGCCUUCUUCUGCAUAUCCACUGCGGCAACCUUGGCAGCCGCUUUACCAAGGCCACGAAUCAUUUGCGCAGCCCGUGCCUCAAGUCACUAGUAGUCCUUGGAACCAGCAAUCACAGUCAGUCUCAUCGCCAUCACUUCAGGCAUCGGGUGGUUCUGCGAUGCCGUGGAUGCACACAGCACACCAACGCAUUCAAGGCGCAGGUCCCCGUCUAUCGUUGGCACCUUCUCUCCUUGCGCGUCCCCAUCGUCUAUGGGCUGCUCAGUCGACUGAGUCUGUCACUUCUACCACUUCGCUACAGCGGCAACGACCCGCUGGAGGCGGUGUGGAGGGACCCUUGGCGCCCACUGCACAGCUGCGACAAAGGGCUCGGGCCGAGCAGCGCGUGAGGUUUGAGCCACCAGCAGCAGGAUCUCAAAGUGGUGUUUACAGCCUUUUUGGGCAAGGAGGUGUUCCUUCCUGGUCGCCAGUUUCAGCAGCGUCAGCUGCCUCCAUGGAUAUACGUGGCAGUGCAGGCCACGAUCGGGCGAGUAGUCAGAUGCAGGGUCUGCAUCACGCUAGUGGAGAUAGCGUAAAUGAAGGGCAGAGCAGCCGAGAGGUUGGACGUUUUGGUGAAAAUCAUUAG